AUGGCUGCCUCACUGGACUCGGAUCUUGAGAAGCCAGAAGCAUCAAGUUUCAAGGAUGAAACCAGCCCACUAGCAGAUAGGAUAAAAACAGAACGGGGCAUCGACACUCAUGCCGAACGCGCCUCCGUCUCCGACGCAGCAAGCCACGAAGUUAAACCCAAGCUGCAUACCGGCGGCAAGCCCGAGCUAACAGAAGUCGACUGCUACGAAAAGCUCGGCUUCUGCUUCCCAACGUGGAAGAAAUGGACAAUUCUUUCCGUCAUCUUCGUAGUUCAGAUGUCCAUGAACUUCAACACAGGUGUCUAUUCCAACGCCGUCACUGGCCUGACGGAAGAAUUCCACAUCAGCGAACAAGCCGCGCGAGUCGGACAGUCUGUGUUCCUAGUUGCAUACGCCUUCGGAUGUGAGCUUUGGGCACCAUGGAGUGAGGAAUUCGGCCGCUGGCCCAUAAUGCAGCUCUCCCUGUUCUUCGUGAACAUCUGGCAAAUCCCAUGCGCCCUCGCACCCAACUACGGCACAAUCGUCGUAUGUCGUAUCCUCGGCGGUCUCAGUUCCGCGGGAGGCUCAGUCACCCUCGGUAUGACAGCGGAUAUGUGGGAAGCCGACGACCAAGGCUACGCGGUAGCCUUUGUGGUUCUCUCGUCGGUAGGCGGGUCAACCGUGGGACCUUUCUUCGGUGGCAUGAUUGGCGAAUGGCUCACAUGGCACUGGGUAUUCUGGAUCCAACUGAUCAUCGGAGCGGUAACGCAAAUCCUGCACUUUUUCAUCGUACCUGAAACACGCACGACGAUCCUAAUCGACCGCGAAGCGAAACGCCGCCGCAAAAAUGGAGACGACAUCUGGGGUCCGAACGACCUUAAAACCCCACGUCUAGACUAUCACGACGUAUUCCGAAUCUGGAUCCGACCAUUCGAGAUGCUCAUCCGCGAACCAAUCGUCCUCUUCCUCUCUCUGCUGUCUGGUUUCUCAGACGCCCUAAUCUUCGUCUUCACCGAGUCUUUCACCCUAGUCUUCAAGCAAUGGUCCUUUAGCGUGCUAGCUGUCGGUCUAACCUUUGCUUCAAUCCUCAUCGGCUACGUAAUAGCAUACAUAAUCUUCCUACCAGACAUCCACCGGCAAAUCCAAACACGACGUACUUGCGGCCCAGCAAGCCGUCUUGCCGAGCGCCGUCUCCUCCUCCUCCUAUUCAUUGCACCCCUCGAACCAAUCGGUCUCCUUGGCUUCGCGUGGACAUCAACCGGUCCUCCAGUCCCCUGGAUCGCGCCGUGCAUUUUCGCAUGUCUAAUCGCAAUGGCGAACUACGCGAUCUACAUGGCAACGAUAGACUACAUGGUUGCGGCAUAUGGGGAGUAUUCUGCGUCUGCGACGGGGGGCAAUGGCUUUGCGAGAGAUUUCCUUGCUGGUAUCGCGACCAUGUACUCCACGCCCAUGUACCAGAAUAUGGGCAGCAAGUAUCAUCUCCAGUGGGCGAGUACGCUGCUCGGCUGUAUUGGGUUCUUGGUUUUGAUUCCGAUUUACAUCUUCUACUGGAAGGGUCCGGAGAUCAGGGCCAAGAGUAAAUUUGCGCAGCAGCUUGCUGCUGAUCGGGAUAGGAAUACCGAGAGUAGGAGAGCUAGUCGGACAAGGGCUUCGUUGGGGGGGUAA
Penicillium digitatum Pd1 is the source of this 1644-nucleotide messenger RNA. RefSeq names its product Major facilitator superfamily domain, general substrate transporter. Lineage: Eukaryota; Fungi; Ascomycota; Eurotiomycetes; Eurotiales; Aspergillaceae. The record is from RefSeq and is a predicted model, not a curated record. Gene Ontology annotation, molecular function: transmembrane transporter activity. Gene Ontology annotation, biological process: transmembrane transport. Gene Ontology annotation, cellular component: plasma membrane.